Molecule: messenger RNA, 1548 nt
Organism: Salarias fasciatus (jewelled blenny)
Lineage: Eukaryota; Metazoa; Chordata; Actinopteri; Blenniiformes; Blenniidae
Product: GTPase IMAP family member 1-like
Exons: 3
Coding region: 145-1095 (316 amino acids)
Molecular function (GO): GTP binding
Source: RefSeq, a predicted model, not a curated record
GGAAGUAGGAAGUCCUCUGACUCUGCCCGGACCUGUCUCUGUGGAUCUGGAUCCGGACCUGUCUCUGUGGAUCUGGAUCCGGACCUGUCUCUCUGUGGUUGUGGGUGUGGAUCCGGACCCGUCUCUCUCAGACUGGGCACAGACAUGGCAGCAGAACUAAGGUUGGUGGUGCUGGGCGGGACCGGGACUGGUACUGGAAAAGAGCUGGUCCACACCAUUCUGGGCCUGCGAGACCCUGAGCAGGGUGAAGAUGGGCCACCAGAUCAGGAGUGCACUAAACACAGAGGGCAGGCGGCGGGCAGACAGGUGGCGCUGGUCUCCACGCCGGCCUGGUUCAGUUCGUCCUGCCCUCCAGAGCAGCGGAACAGGAACAUCUCCUCCUUCAUUGCCCUGUCCAGCCCCGGGCCUCACGCCUUCCUGCUGCGUGUGCCGCUGAGCCGGCGUGCGGACGGCGAGGCGGCGGCGCUGGACGUCCUGCAGCAGCUGCUGGGCCCGUCCGCCGUCUCCUCCCACACCGUGGUGCUCUUCACCCACAUGGAGGAGCUGCAGCCGGACGAGCCGCUGGAGGAGUACCUCUUCACGUGGCGCAAGGACCUCCUGAAUCUGGUGGGCAGAUGUGGGGAUCGCUACCACACACUGGAGGUGGAGGAGGGGGGGGAGCGGCGGGCCGUGGAAGAGCUGCUGGAGAAGGUGGAGCAGGUGAUGGCGGAGCCCCUGAGCUGCCCGCUGUACCAGGAGGCUGAGAGGACGCUCCGUGGAAGGCAGGCAGAGAUAGCGAGGCGAAGGAGAGGCGAGGGGCAGGAGGUGACCGAGGAAGACCUGCAAGCCGCUCGGGAUGAAGCGGAGAGCGGCGUCGGCGAUCUGGACAUCAACAUCCAGCAUCUGUUCCCCUCCGCCUCCCCCCCAGCAGCCCCUGCCGCGCCCCCCUUCCCCUGGGCUUGGCUGCAGUGGUUGGCCCGGCUGGUGAGGAGGGAGGCCCUGCUGGGGGCCCUCGUGGGCCUGUUUGUUGGGGGGCCGUUUGGAGGUGUGGUCGGUGCGUCUGUGGGUGCCGUCGCUACGGAAGUGCAGAGGAGAAAGAGCCAGAAAACUAAAUGACUGAUAUUAGAAUUAUUAUUACAUUACGCACCUUAAAGUCAGUUUACCGUUCAGCCACUGAGUGACUGAGCUGUGGGCUCAGUGUUACCGAGGCGCCACUCCCCCAGGAGCCACGCCGCCAGAAUACAGCAGGGUCCAGCAUUUCAGAGUUCUGCUUACUGUCACUACAUUCUGCUCUUACCUAACACUUAAAAGGAUGAAAGUCUCUCCUUUCGUUUCUCCCUAACCUCAGCACAUUUAGCACCUCAGCCUGCUCACCUUUCAAAGUGAGAGUAUAUCUGGCCAAGAGAGGGUGCUCAGGUCAUGACCCAGAAACAUUACAAAACGACUAAUAAACUGAAUAAACUGAUAAUAAAUAAUAAACUAACAAUAUAUGUGCUUUAUUUUCUUGAUGAAAUGUCCAGUCAGAAUAGGAUUUUGACUUCAUGCACACAACGGCACUAAACGCAGCUC